ACGAUGAUCCCGCCGGGGGAGUGUCUAUAUGCUGGGAGGAAGCGGAGAAAACCUGUUCAGAAACAGAGGCCCACCCUGGAGUCGGAGAAGUCCAACCCUUCCAAGCGACACCGGGACCGCCUCAAUGCCGAGCUGGACCACCUGGCCAGCCUCCUGCCAUUUCCACCCGACAUCAUCUCCAAACUGGACAAGCUUUCUGUCCUGCGCCUCAGCGUCAGCUACCUGAGGGUGAAGAGCUUCUUCCAAGCUGUGCAGGAGACGGGCUCACGGCGGCCGGUGGCCAGGGACCCCUCACCAGGAGACGUGCGCCCACCUGGAGCAUCUGAGGUGCUGGAGGGCAGGCUGCUGCUGGAGACUCUCAAUGGCUUCGCUCUCGUGGUGAGUGCUGAAGGAAUGAUAUUUUAUGCAUCAGCAACAAUUGUGGACUAUCUGGGCUUUCACCAGACAGACGUGAUGCACCAGAACGUGUAUGACUACAUUCACGUGGAUGACCGCCAGGACUUCUGUCGGCAGCUGCACUGGGCCAUGGACCCGGCCCCAGUGGUACCGGGACAGCCGCCGCUCCCGGAAACAGGAGAGGACGCUAUACUGAGGAGGCUGUUCCAGCCCGGGGGCGCCGGUCCUCCUGCUGAGUUUGCCGCCUUCCUGACCCGCUGCUUCGUGUGCCGUGUACGCUGUCUGCUCGACAGCACAUCCGGGUUCCUGACCAUGCAGUUUCAGGGAAAGUUGAAAUUCCUGUUUGGCCAGAAAAAGAAGGCGGCAUCGGGGACGGCCCUGCCCCCCAGGCUCUCGCUCUUCUGCGUGGCUGUACCAGUCCUUCUGCCCGCAGUGGCAGAGAUGAGGAUGAAGACGGCACUGGUUCGGGCCAAGCCCAGGGUGGAUGUUGUGGCCACCGCAGACACCAAGGCGAAAGCGACCACGAGUCAGUGUGAGUCUGGGCUGCACCGGAAGCCUAGUUACUUUGCAGGAAGGAGCAACGGCGACAAGGACACCUCAGUGUUCAGAGCACACACGGACACCGACCGCUGGGCCCGGGCUCCAUCUAGGGCCUCGUGCCUGUGUCUUGGUGGUGCCGACGUCACCCUGGAUCCUGAGGGGGCUGCAGGGGACAAAGAGACCCGAGGAAGGAUGCUGAGUGGCCCCUCGGGAGUAAGGGGACAGAGGGGAGUCCACACAUACAAUUGCCACUUUGAAGCCGCAGCAAAGAUGAGGCAUCUAGGCUGGCCAGCAGAGCGUUACAACCAGGGCAGCGGAGUGAAGCUGGAGCUGGAGCCCUGUCGGAGUGGCUCCUCUGUGCGGGCCGAACCCCGGGGCGCCUGUGUGCCCUACCCAGGCAUCCAGGGCACUUUCAAUGCAGGUGGGGUGGUUGCUUUCAGAAAUACACCGAGCACCCACCCACUGGACGGUCCCCCCAGCGCCCACUGUGACCGGACCAGCAGGUCUUGGCUGGAUUGUGACCAGGCCCUUGGGCCCCCACCCACUAGCUGCCACCUUCCCCAGGGCAGCAUGGAGAAUGGACUCCCUCACCCUGUGAUGCAGCAUUUUCCCUUGGGGGGCUAUCCCAGUGAGGACACCAAGUUGCAAGGUGCCCCCGUGCCCCCUGGAGCCUUGUGCAACUCCAUGUUGUCACUGGAUGUUCCCAUCAAAGUGGAAAGCGAUUCUGGUUCCGAGGAGGCAUCGGAUGGCUACGCGGUGCCUCCGGGCCAGGUAUGGCUGGGAGCCAGUGACCUGCCCAGGAGACACCCAGUCACUUUCCCUAACAGGAUGCUCCUGAAGGCUGAGCCGGACCUCCCGGGGCACCUGCACCCCUGCGCGGACUCCAAGCACCUUGCCUAUGCCCCGCACUUCGGGCCUAACUACAGGGCCACCGCCAGACCCGGACCCUUCUACCCGGCUAGUUGCGCCUGCUUGGAGCGCGGGCGCGGCCAUUCGGGCUUGGAGCUUCCCCGCCGCGCGCAGCAGGACCUCGCAAGCCCCCAGUGUACGCUGCGGCUCGAUGCCAGGGGGUCUGCGCCCGUCGUAAAGCGCGAGCCCCUGGACUCGCCGUCGUGGGCCACGCACAGCCAGGCUGGGGUGCCGGCGUUGCUCUCCAAAAGCGUCCUGGCGGCGCCGAUCCCUUCCAAAGCCCCGGAAUGCACUUUCCAGCCGUAG
This is a messenger RNA of Chrysochloris asiatica (Cape golden mole), 2151 nucleotides long. RefSeq names its product aryl-hydrocarbon receptor repressor (gene AHRR). Gene Ontology annotation, biological process: regulation of transcription by RNA polymerase II. Gene Ontology annotation, molecular function: protein dimerization activity; nuclear receptor activity; transcription cis-regulatory region binding. NCBI's taxonomy places the organism in Eukaryota, Metazoa, Chordata, Mammalia, Afrosoricida, Chrysochloridae. The transcript has 10 exons. Bases 4 to 2151 code for a protein of 715 amino acids. Gene Ontology annotation, cellular component: nucleus; aryl hydrocarbon receptor complex. The record is from RefSeq and is a predicted model, not a curated record.